This is a messenger RNA of Amorphotheca resinae ATCC 22711, 1755 nucleotides long. RefSeq lists its product as hypothetical. Lineage: Eukaryota; Fungi; Ascomycota; Leotiomycetes; Helotiales; Amorphothecaceae. Gene Ontology annotation, cellular component: CCR4-NOT core complex; P-body; CCR4-NOT complex. Gene Ontology annotation, molecular function: nucleic acid binding; poly(A)-specific ribonuclease activity. Bases 202 to 1689 code for a protein of 495 amino acids. The transcript has 2 exons. The record is from RefSeq and is a predicted model, not a curated record.
UACUUCCAACACCUUGGUUAAGACGACGAUUACCAAAAUAGAAUCCCAGCAAAACAGAUACAUCGACGCGAGCCUUCUAUUAUAGACAACAUCCUACAGGUCGAACGUCAACCCCCCCGAACGCGCCUUACGCUGCGCCCAUGAAAACCGAACACCUCCCUCGAGAUUUCCGGAUUAGCAUACAUAACACGUCAGAUCGAAAUGCCUCCACCGAUGCAGCGCUUUGGCGCGGCACCCAAUAACCUCGCGUCGCACUAUCAGCAGUAUCCAGGACACUCUCAGGCUGCUGGACUGCCGCCGCCCGCGCUGGGUGCCAACCCUGGUUUCAUGAACGCAAACUCGAUGUCCAAUCCCUUCUCAGUAAAUGGCAAUACUUUGAACAUGCCGAGUGGCUUUGGGGCCUCUGGGCUGGGUAUGCCCGGAGGAACGGGGCUGGCAAGUCAAGCCGCACAGAUGAGCUUCGCGGGUGCAAAUCUUCAACAACAGAUGCAUAACGGUAUGGGUGAACAAGGUUCGCGGGGCGUGGCGAACAAAGGAAGGAUCAGGGAGGUGUGGAAAGGGAACUUACACGAGGAGAUGGCUAUAUUAAGGGUGCUCGUGGACAAGUAUCCAUACAUUGCUAUGGAUACGGAAUUCCCAGGACUCGUCGCGCGCCCCAUGGGAGCAUUCCGGGGGAAGAGCGAUUAUCACUACCAGUGUUUACGGUGCAACGUCGAUUUGCUCAAGAUCAUCCAGCUUGGAAUCACACUUUUCUCAGAGGACGGCGAAUCGCCCCCACCAACAUUACUAUCUUCCGAUCCGGAGUUCAACAUACCUGGGUCUCGAAAAUACGGCGGCGGAAUUAUACAAUUACCGUGUACUUGGCAGUUUAACUUCAAAUUUUCGUUGAAGGAUGACAUGUACUCGGAGGUGUCUAUAGAAGCUCUCAGACAAGCGGGCGUAGACUUUCCCAGCCUCGAGCGAGACGGCAUCGACCCUUUCGACUUCGGAUCCCUCCUCAUAAGUUCCGGUCUUGUGUGCGAUGAAGAUGUGCGCUGGAUAUCAUUCCACGGCGGCUACGACUUCGGAUACCUUACCAAGCUCUUAAUCUGCGAUCCUCUGCCAGACGACGAAAGGGAAUUCGAUAUGCUUAUGAAGAAAUGGUUCCCCAGUAUUUACGACAUCAAGUAUCUCAUGAAGUAUGCAAUUAAGCAGCAUACAAUGGGCCAACUCACCCCGCUCGAUGCUGGCAGUGCUGAAAUACUGUCCAAAUUCGAGCAGAAAUCAGGGCUCGAAAACAUCGCCGAAACCCUGAAGAUCAAACGACAAGGUGCUGCGCACCAAGCGGGUUCAGACUCCUUGGUGACGGGCAAGGCCUUCUUCAAAAUGAGGGAGCGAAUCUUCAAUGGCGAGAUCGGCGAUGAACAUCUGGGCAAGGUGUGGGGUCUGGGGUUCCCGGAGCACCAUGCGCCACAACAUAGUACUCCUCAGCACUACCACCAGCAAUUACAGGAAAAUACCACGCCGAAUCAAAAUCCAAAUCCAAAUCAAAAUGGUAAUUCCUAUGCCAACGGCUCGCCCAGCACGCCGAACACCGGGAACGCAGGUCUCGUUAGCACGCCAGUACAUACCAACAACGGAGGGGGCAUUGGGCCACUGACGCCAGGGGGUGGUGGUGGAGUCUUUGGGUCUUUCCAAUACAACAAAUAGGAAAAGGAGUUCGUGUCUCUGGUCCCGCUAGGCUGGAAAAAACAUUCCUUGGUCGUCAUAUCGGUU